This is a messenger RNA of Trichoderma virens Gv29-8, 3750 nucleotides long. RefSeq lists its product as uncharacterized. Gene Ontology annotation, molecular function: catalytic activity. NCBI's taxonomy places the organism in Eukaryota, Fungi, Ascomycota, Sordariomycetes, Hypocreales, Hypocreaceae. The transcript has 4 exons. The annotation marks the transcript as partial. Gene Ontology annotation, biological process: nucleoside metabolic process. The record is from RefSeq and is a predicted model, not a curated record.
GGUGCUGCACAGUCUCCGCAAGAGCCGGCCGAGCAAGACGCUGACGACGCGGCUACUGAGUAUUCGAACGCGAGCACGACAUUUUCGAGGCAGAAGAGUUACAUACGAGAGCUUGCAAACGAUUUGUUCAGUAAGAUCAGCUUGUUGAAUGCGGACGAAUCGACGGUAAGAAGAGUCUCGGCGAUUCUGCCCGAGCUACUCAAGGCUUUUGCACUGAAGGUUGGGCAUGAUGCCCCAACGCAACAGCAUCGAGAUGUUAUGGCUUUCGUACAUAAGCACAGACGUAAGAUUGCCACCGCCUUUACAGAUAUCAGCUUAAAACAAGAUGAAGAGGAGUCCGAGAGAGGUACAUCUGACUCAGAUGGUAUGGACUUGGAAGAACUCAUGAGCCGUUGGUUUAAGAAAGAAAGCAUCGAAGAGGUCGAACGUGAGGAAGAACAAGGAUACCUUGGCCUGGAUGCCCUCAGUCUUGAGGAUGAAGAGCAUGAAGGAGGACUUGAGAGUUGGCUUCUCUCUUACCGAGAGUUCAUUUUUGGCACCGAGGCUUAUGAGUGGCUACUCGCUCGACUACGGAGGGAAAUUCGCCUUAUUUCAACGGAACCAGACACCAUUCAAACGAUCAGAGAUAAGGUCUUGUCGUCGCUCCCAACAAUUCAUAAGAUAAGUAAGAAGGUAUCUUUGCAAAGUUGCAGUGCGAGAUUUGAGCUUGACUGGGAUAUCCUUGGAUUUUUUAAAUCACAAGGGUAUUCAAACAAACCAGACCAAGUAUUCGAGAGUGUUAUCACCUUGACUGGGCUAUGUUAUGAUGCGCAGGCUGCAACUUGUGCCCAGUAUAUACACCAGACUUGGCCUUUAACAGGAGAGGCGAUACUCCAGCUGGUCAAAGAGGUGCUUCGAGGCAGAGAGGGCCAUUUGCAUUCAUGCAAAACGUCAGACGGAACAACACUUACCGCAUGGACUAGUAGGUCAAAAUUCAUAGUAGAAGCUAAUGGAGUCGCGGUUUCCCUUGCAGAGACUAUAGAGCAGCUUGCCUGGCUUGGGGCUGCUUUAAGGACUUCACCGCGACAGAGCGGACUCGUCUACUGCACGCCAGUUAUCACUAAUAUCCUUCAGAAAACUGCCCAGUCACAGUCAUCAUCGACUGAUAUUACCUGUGAGAUCGGAUUUACAAUAGAAGAAGUCCCGAAGCCUCUCAGCGGUGCCAAUGGCCAGUGCUGGCAUGACAUUUUCCGGAAUCCGGUCGUCGUGAGGGGGUAUCCUAUUCCUCAAAGAAGCGAGAGGGAGACCGGUCUAGAGAUCUCACUCAACGUUAUGGCAGGACUAGCUCGGACGCAGCACGUCGACCAAUUUAAAGAAAAGGCCUAUAUUAAGGGCUUUUCAACAAUGCUAGUCCCAGUAAAGCAAAGCGACGGUAUUCUUUACUGGCAUUUAAUCUAUAAAAAAGACGGAAGUCGUAUAUCCUACGUUGAUGAUUACAUAGACCAAGAGCAGCAUUUCAACAGCUUAGACCUAGAGAACCUUCGCCAUAUCCUAGGGUGGUGCUCAGAAGCUAAAUUCUAUGCUGGCUCGGCUCAAGCAAGCCACCCUAAUACCUACUCGAGGCUCCCUAAACCUCAUGAAGGAUGUGCCCUUGCUAAAACAAGGGUUUCGACAGGGCGGAUGAUUAUAGGCGGACCGGCCUUCAGCAUUGGCAGUAAAGACACACCUGCCCACGUGUCUCGCAAUGGGUAUAUCCCCAGGCUCGAAUGGAUAUCCACUAAGUUUAUCCUCUUGUGGGAUGAAGAUGAUAAACGAGGUUGGCUCGUCAAUGGCACGAGCGCUUUACUACAUGUUUUACGAGCCUCUCUGGAGUAUAGCAGCAAAGGCAAGUUCAAAUCAGCGCUCCUUUGUAAGAGCGAGGAUCUGGAAGAAUCGCCCACGCCCUUUACAGCUGACUCUGCUGUUGACGUGCUGAUUAACCCGAAUAACCGGAACCUUAAGUUAUACCGCGAGGGGGAUGGGUAUCUUUUUCUCGAGAGCCUGAUUGAACGUUUUUAUAACAUCCUGGAGAAGUUUAUUGACCACCAGGUCGAUAUUACAGGAGAGUGCAGUAGGAAUCUGAAUGAUAAACCGCGAAGAUAUCUUGAAGGCUGGGAUUUUGAGGAUCUGGCUAAAAAGCAAGACCCGUUGUAUCCGUGCGUGGCUACUCUGGGUGACGCUGGGAAGGGAUGGGUCGAUUUUACGAGGGCUAUCCAUGCUGUUACAUUGAUUGGGCGCGGUUUUGGCGACAUCAUUAAGCCCGCUGGUGCGAAUUUCUGUGAGUACUGGGCCGAGCUUCCAAAGCAGAAAUAUUACAUCGCGAGUUGCCUCUCAGAUCUUGUCGAGGUGAUGAGAGAGCAUGGCAGUCGCGAUAAUGGCCAUCUUCGACUCAGCGAUAACCUGAUAUGGCACACGCCGACAACCGUCUUCGCGUCUUGUCAAUGCAAAGGGGUUCUGGGAGGGGAUCAUUGCGAGCCAGUACAGACGUUUUUCCCGUUGUCACUAUGCACGAGAUUACUUCCCAGGAAGCACCAAAUUCAAAAAGGUAACGGGGCUGUUAUUUUCGGAUACAAUUCGUAUUUCUCAUGGAACUGGGGGGAUACUGGAAAUCCCCAACAAGGCGAACUCGACGAGGAGGCGUCUGCAUCUGAUAUAGCCAAGAUGGAAACAGAUUUGCCCAAAGAUAGCGGUAUCGGUUCAAGCUUGGCAUGGUCAGACUCUGAGGGCCAACUCUCAUCUCGGUCAAGAUCAAGCAAUCGACGUUCAAAGCGAGUCCCUGGCGAGUCGCACAGUCACAUCACAACACAAGACUCGUUAGCUUUUGUCAAACGGAAAUGGUAUGACAGAGAUGAUUACAAAGUGGGAAUUAUCUGCGCGUUGCCAAAAGAACUUAUGGCAGUCCGAGCACUCUUUGACGAUGAUCACGGCAACCCCCCAGCAUUACCUUUUGAUAUCAAUCAGUACUCGCUUGGUGUGAUGGAGCAGCACUGGGUCGUUGCGGCGUGUCUCCCGAACGGCGAGUACGGGACCAACUCAGCUGCAGUAGUCGCAGCCAAUAUGAGGCGAAGCUUCGAAUCUAUCCGAUUCUGCCUCUUGGUCGGUAUCGCCGGCGGGGUGCCCUCGGAAGAUAACGACAUCCGCCUUGGUGAUGUGGUCGUCAGCAAGUCUACGGGCAACUGCUCCGGUGUAAUCCAGUACGACCUCGGAAAGGAGAAGGAGGGCAAGCCUUUUGAACGGACAGGAUCGUUGCCCCCUCCACCACGCGUCCUGAACAGUGCUGUAAGCUCCCUGUGUUCUGACCCAACCCUGUCGUCCGACCCGUUGGCCCCGUACCUUCGGGCAAUCCACGCCCGCCUCAAGGAAUUCCCCAAGUACAACCGCCCGGAGACACCGGACCUGCUGUUCCAAACAGCCUGUGCCGAGUGCGUAGCGCGGCAGGUAUCCCGGGAAAUGUGCUCCCACGUACCGCGGCGAGUUCCGCGCCAUACGGCGUCACCUGUGAUUCACUACGGGCUUAUAGCGUCAGGCAACCGGGUCGUCAAGGAUGCGGUGAUCCGCGACCGGCUGGCCAAGGACGGCGUGCUGUGCAUUGAGAUGGAGGCCGCUGGUGUAUUUAGCACGGUUGAUUGCCUCGUAAUCCGUGGCAUCUGCGAUUACUGUGAUGUGCAAAAGAAUGACGACUGGCAGGAGUAUGCGGCGGCGGCGGCGGCAGCAUAUGCGAAGCUUUUGCUC